AGCUAUAGCUACUUGUCUCCUUCUCCUCAGACUCCUCACCAUUAUCUUUCCCCUCUUUUUUAUUUCCCAUAUCAAAUCUCAUAACCUAAUUCCAUUGCAAAUAACUAACUCCCGGGAUGGAGGAAUGCCGGACGAGCUUCCGGAGCCGCGGCGGAGUGGGAGAGUUCAAAAUCGAGGUGCUGAGCGGGAAGAGUCCUUACGGCGGCGAGACGAAGCGGGGCCGCCCGCCGGAUGCGGCGGCGCCACGACGGAGCGAUGCGGCGAUGCCGUGGAGGAUGGUGAAUGACCCGGAGGUGAAGAGGCGGAGGAGGAUAGCGAGGUAUAAGGUGUACGCGAUGGAAGGGCGAGUGAAGGCCACGAUCAGGAAGGGGGUUUGGUGGGUCAAGAACAAAUGCUCCCGAAUCAUCCAUGGCUACUAGAGCUCAUUUCUUAAUUCGCCAUAGAUAUCUUGUACUCCCAGCCUUGUUUGUUGAUGAUUAUUGUUGUUAAUCAAAUACUCUCUUGCUCCUAUUCAAUUGCAUUUGUGAUUGUUUCCCAAAUUAAAGUUGUGUGGGGUU
This is a messenger RNA of Cuscuta campestris, 557 nucleotides long. NCBI's taxonomy places the organism in Eukaryota, Viridiplantae, Streptophyta, Magnoliopsida, Solanales, Convolvulaceae. The record is from the annotation of a GenBank genome assembly.